AUGGGUUGCUGUUUGUCUUCGCUAAAGGAUUCUGUCAAAUCUUUUGAGUCAGUAGUUGAUCCCCAUGAUAAAAACUCAAGCUCUUUAAUAUUCUCGAGAUCAGGAAUUUUAGUUAAUCAUCUCUUUACACUACCUGGGACUACAGAUAAAGAUAUUUUAUUAGGUGAUGGUACAAAUAAAAUUUCAUCAUGGGUAUUAAAUGGUCCAAAACCAAUGGAACUACACUCAGCAUGGCUAAUAUCAAUGCUAAAACCUAUUCGUUCAAAUAUUGACACAAUUUGCUUAUUAGCUAGAUUAAUUUCAAUUGUUGAGCUUCAAGAUCCUCUUGAUGGCCAUACAACUUUAAGACAGACAUUAUAUGAUGCAGGAGCACCAGAAAUACUUUCUAAGAUUCUUCAACAUCAUAAUGGUUGUCCAGAAAUUAUAAUACACGUUAUUUACAUACUAACUCACCUAACUUUUAAUGAUGGUUUUUCUUAUGAUAUUGUUUCGCAGACAUUACCACAAUUCUUGGAUUUAUUACAAAUUAUCAGAACAGAAAAGUGGAAGGGAGAUGUUAAUUCUGCACUAUAUUCUGCAAUUUGGCGUUUUAUAUUUGUAUCUUCUUCGGAUUCAGUACGAGUAGCUGAGCAAUGGGUUAAUUCAAAUAUUGGACAUCAGAUAAUAAAUUAUUUAAGUACUCAAAAAUUGGAUGAGUACACAGAAGGUUGGGGUUUUGCAGCACUCAGAUUUUUAAUAAAGUCAAAUAUAGAAACAUGUAAAGAGUAUUGUAAUCUGGGAUUAGUUGACUUGACACUACAAAGGUUAAAAGCAAGCAGUGAUUCUUUUCUAUUGGAGUGUUUGUUAGCCAUUUUAGCAACUGUUAUGAUUACAAUGGAAGAUUAUGUAAUUAAUGAUCCAAUUGUGUUGAAGGAUAUAAUCAGAAUUGCAAUGGACCAUAUAACAGAAGGGUCAUUAAUAUUCUAUGCUCUUAUUAUUCUAAUUUUUGCAUGUAGAAGAGCAAAUAUCUACUGUCAUGUAAUAACUGCAGCAGAUGCUCAUUCAUUGAUACACCUUAUAAAUAUAACUCAUAAUAAUGAUAUUAUAUACCCUGACCUAAUAUAUAUGGCACGCAAUCUUGAAAAAUAUAUUUGUACAUGUUGUUUAAAUAUUGGAUUAGUACGUGUUACAAAGGAAAAUCCAACAAUAUCACUUCCAAAUGAUCCAAGUAAGUUUAUAAGAAAUAAAAAUUAG
This is a messenger RNA of Cryptosporidium muris RN66, 1233 nucleotides long. RefSeq lists its product as uncharacterized. Lineage: Eukaryota; Apicomplexa; Conoidasida; Eucoccidiorida; Cryptosporidiidae. The coding region runs from base 1 to 1233 and encodes 410 amino acids. The transcript has 3 exons. The record is from RefSeq and is a predicted model, not a curated record.